Syngnathoides biaculeatus (alligator pipefish) is the source of this 2436-nucleotide messenger RNA. RefSeq lists its product as uncharacterized. Lineage: Eukaryota; Metazoa; Chordata; Actinopteri; Syngnathiformes; Syngnathidae. Bases 821 to 1996 code for a protein of 391 amino acids. The record is from RefSeq and is a predicted model, not a curated record. The transcript is spliced from 2 exons.
ACCCCGUAAGCCUGACUCCUUCGAUACUUCUGCCUGCGUUGAUUGUUCUCCCGUGUACCGACUCCUGCCUGUCCGCUCAUCUGCUCUCUUCGCCCGACGUCCGAACUACCGCUGCUGCACCGGACUGCUGCUCGAUCCCCGACCUCUGCAUACAAUAAACGUGUCUCUUCUUGAACUACCUUGCGUCUUCCGAGUUCCUGCAUUUGGGUCCUACUCGCGUUUCCGAUGGGACGUGACAGAACGAACUGGCCAAUACAGGACCCAGCAGGAAAGACCCGGCGUCGCCGGGACCGACGCAAGGUAGACCGUCUGCCGGAGGACCAAGCCUGUCCGAUCCGGAUAGGCUCCCUGAUGUCCUCCGAUUCCGUGUCUUACGCUCCGCCAGCGAAGUACGAAUACGUCCCGAACACGACCCGUCCGGCUCCUCAUAUUCUUCUAGACUCUGACUUUUCGGAAUAUGAGGAGGACCGUGAUUUGUAUGCCGGGCUGCCUGAGUACGACUCCGACGACUUUGAUUUUGAGUCUCUUUGCCCGGCUUUUGAUCCCAGUCAGUUUGCCCCGCCUUCCCGCCUUUCCAGCACCCAAGCGACUUUGCCCGGUAGAUCCAAGUGCACCUAUCGGUACGAGGGAACCCGCUUGGCCAUCUACACGGGACCUCCGCGUGGCGGCCAGAGGAGAUGCCCCGGCCGGGCGCUCCCUGGUGUCUCUCGCUGCGCGGCAACGAAGACACCGUCCUCCCACUCCUCGCCGGUAACGGUGAGACCGGCAGACCCGCAGCUGGUGGCGAAGCUUCCACCCCAGAGGGAGUAGGUGCCGCGAAAUGCGGGCAGAGAUAGAGCGGCAGAGUGCCGAAUUGGCGGCUCUCACGGCCCAGGUCCGGCAAGGAUUGGCGAACCAGCCGAGCUACGCUGACGUCGCAACGGCGACGGACUCACUGCUGACUCAGGUUCACGUUGCCGUGGAAACCGACCCGCCCCCUUGCCAAGUGCACGCAAAAGUGGGAACAGACUCGCCACCUCAAGUGCACGUCGCAGUGUUGGCGGUUCUGAGCAGAGCUCACGCGGCAGUUGGAACUGACCCGCUCCCGAGACACGCCCACGUGUCAGUUUCGACUGACUGUCCGCCUACUCAGGUUCACGUUGCCCUGGAAACGGAUUCGCCACCGUGCCACGCCCACGUUGCUGUUUCAACGGAUGCACUGCAAGCUCACGUGGCAGUGGGGACCGACCCGAUGCCGCCUCACGUUGCUGUCCAGGAGGUGGCGACGUCUCCACAGCCGCUUCACGUCCGCGCUCUGGAGUGGCAGUGGCGACCGGCCCGCGGUCGCUCCCCCUUCCUGCUGUCGGCGACGGGCACGCCCUCACGUUCCUGUCCAGGAGGUGCCGACAGUUCCCCAGCCGCCUCACGCUCCCGUCCAGGAGGAGGUGGAGUUGGUGAUGCGGCGGCGGGGUCGCUGCCUUCUCACGUUGCUGUCCAGGAGGGGGCGGUACUGGCGCCGCUUUCUCACGUUGCUGUCCAGGAGGGGGCGGAGGAGGUGGAGUUUGUGAUGCUGCUGCCGCCCUCUCACGUUGCUGUCCAGGAGGGGGCGGUACUGGCGCCGGCUUCUCAAGUUGCCGUCCAGGAGGGGGUGGUACUGGCGCCGCCGCCUUCUCACGUUCCUGUCCAGGAGGAGCUGGGGAGUUCUGUGGAGCCACCUAGGAGCUGGAGAGACUUCGGGGUGGCGGUCAUGGCUCUGGUCCUGCCCUCCAUCAUCUUCUUCGCUCCUGAGUGUGCCCAGCCGCUUCAGGACCUGGCCUCGUUGGCGACCAAUCCCUGGUCGUCUUGCAACGACGGCGUGGGAGGUUCUCGUCCGGAGCAGUGGCCUGCCUCGUUCUGGUUCCUGCUUCGCCGUUUGGUUCCUCACAGAGGUCGUCCGCCCGAAUCGCCCCGUGGGGACCCUGGUCCUUGGCGUCCGGGUCGUCCUCCUGACCUGUCCGCCCGGACGCCUCGUGUUUAGUGGCCUGGAUGGCCACCAGUCUGGGGUUCAGGGGGGGGGGGCGUUCGAGUCAGAGGCAUAAUGUUUGAAGUAUGUUUUAUGCCCAUAUUUAGUCAUGACUGAAUAAUUUCCACAUGUCCUCAGUGGGGCUCUGCUCUGUGGCAGGAUGUGUCCUUGAGUGCAUCUGUGCACGCAGGCUAACCUUGAUAAACUGCAUACUGGACACUUUGUAAUAAUCCAUUGCCAGCUAGAACCGGUUGAGACAGAAACCUUUUGUCUAAGUGGAAAGCCUCGAUGUCAUGCCACAGGUCCGAUACCACUUAUGGUCCGCCCUUCUGACAAGAUAAAGGAUGUGUGCUUUCUCUGUAACUUUGCCCUUGUGAUCUACUCUCUACAGCCAUUGUCUGUAACUAAUAAGUGCCCGGAAUAUUCUGUAAGUAAAAUUCUUUGAAGAAACUGUU